This is a messenger RNA of Penicillium brevicompactum, 2364 nucleotides long. RefSeq names its product snoRNA-splicing protein PRP40. Lineage: Eukaryota; Fungi; Ascomycota; Eurotiomycetes; Eurotiales; Aspergillaceae. Gene Ontology annotation, biological process: mRNA cis splicing, via spliceosome. The record is from RefSeq and is a predicted model, not a curated record. The coding region runs from base 1 to 2364 and encodes 787 amino acids. Gene Ontology annotation, molecular function: RNA binding; protein binding. Gene Ontology annotation, cellular component: U2-type prespliceosome; U1 snRNP. The transcript is spliced from 4 exons.
AUGGAUCCUAACGGCUCAGUUCCUGCCAUUUGGCAAGAGGCACGCAAUGCCGAAGGCCGUGCAUACUACUACAAUGUGCAGACAAAGGCCACCCAGUGGACUAAGCCCCAAGAAUUGAUGACUCCAGUUGAGCUUGCGCUGGCAAAUCAACCCUGGAAGGAAUAUACCACUGAUGCUGGGCGCAAGUACUGGUAUAACACCGAAAACAAGCAGAGUACUUGGGAGAUUCCGGAAGUUUACAAGGAAGCGCUUGCGCAGGCACCCGCAGCAAUCCCACCCCCCGCCCCAUCUUUCGUUGCUGGUGGCACGUCUUUCCCGCCUCAAUCCCAUCACCGUGACCGUGAAGACUUUGACCGUGGAGACCGCGGUGACCGAGGAUACAAUGACCGCCGAGGUGGGUAUGGAUCGUAUGAAGCCAGCAGUAUGGCAGCUGCCCCAGACUUCAAGUCCCAAAACGACCCCGAUUACCAAUCCCUCGAGGAGGCAGAAAGCGCCUUCAUGAAGUUGCUCAAGCGACACAAUGUCCAGCCCAACUGGACCUGGGAGGAAACAAUGCGCGCCACCAUUAAAGACCCGCAAUACCGCGCGCUAAAGGACCCCCGCGACCGCAAGUCCGCCUUUGAGAAAUAUGUGGUCGAGGUGCGCAUGCAGGAAAAGGAUCGAGCGAAGGAACGAUUCGCUAAGCUGCGCGCAGAUUUCAACACCAUGCUGAAGCGCCACCCUGAAAUUAAGCACUACAGUCGUUGGAAGACCAUUCGUCCUAUCAUCGAGGGAGAGACCACUUUCAGAUCCACGAAUGAGGAAGAAGAGAGACGUCAGCUUUUCGAUGAGUACAUUAUCUCCCUCAAGAAGGCCCACAUUGACCAGGAGGCCGUGAGGCGCAAGGCUGCUUUGGACGAGCUGGUAGACAUUUUGGGUUCACUCAACCUCGAGCCCUACACUCGUUGGGCCGAAGCCAACGAGAUGAUCCAUGCACACAACAAGUUCCAGAGCGAUGAGAAGUUCAAAUCUCUGACUAAGAGCGAUGUUCUGACUGCCUUUGAAGAUCAUAUUAAGACCUUGGAGCGGGCCUUCAACGAUGCUCGCCAGCAACAUAAGGCAGCCAGAGCCAGAAAGGAGCGAAAGCACCGCGAGCAAUUUGUUGCGCUUCUCAAGGAGUUGAGGUCUCAGGGUAAGAUCAAGGCAGGAUCUAAGUGGAUGAACGUUUGCCCUAUCAUCAAGGAUGAUCCUAGAUACCAUGGAAUCUUGGGCCAGCCUGGAUCCUCGCCUCUUGAUCUGUUCUGGGACGUUGUUGAAGAAGAGGAGCGCAGUUUGCGUGGACCCCGAAACGAUGUGCUCGAUGUUCUCGAUGACAAACGUUUCGAAGUCACCGCUGCGACUACCUUUGACGAAUUCAACACUGUGGUAUCCGCAGACCGCCGUACUUCAAAGAUUGAUCCCGAUAUUCUGAACCUACUCUUCGAGCGCAUCCAAAACAAAGCAAUUCGGCGCGAUGAAGAUGAGAAGCAUGCUGCUGAUCGUCAUCAGCGCCGCGCAGUCGACGCCCUGCGGUCACGCAUCAAGCGCCUCGAGCCGCCCGUGCGAGUCACCGAUACCUGGGCUGAGGUCCAACCCCGUCUCGAAAAGUACGACGAGUACAAGGACCUCGAAUCGGAUGAACUCCGUGAGUCUGCUUUCGAAAAGGCGAUUCGCCGCAUGAAGGAAAGAGACGAAGAUGCAGAGAAGGACCGCGAACUUCAUUCCCAGAGCCGUGGUGGCCGACGUGACUAUGACCGCGGUGAUCGCGACUACCGCAGCGGUCGUGGAGAACGCCGUGGACACAGCAGUCGAGUCAGUCGUACCCCUGAAACCGACGCUUACGAAGCCGAUCGCCGCAAGGCGCAGGCAGACCGCGAGCGCACUUACCGCAAGGUCAGCGGUAUCUCUCCCUCUCGUGAUCGCCGUGACGAGCGCUCAGACCGGGACCGUUACCGCAGCCGGGAUCGCGACUUUGAUCGCGGCCCCCGUUCCGGCAGGGACGGAGACCGCCGUGAGGACGAGCGUGAACGCUUGUACCGAACCCGAGGAGAUCCCCGCGGAAGUCGCGACGAACUUGAUUAUGGCGGUGGUGGAGGUAGCGGUGCUGGUGAUACUCGCAGUGUUGCCAGUGGGGACCGCCGUCGCCGUCGUGACAGUGAUGCUGAAAGUGUGGCAAGCCGCUCCGCGAAGCGGUACCGACGUGAUAGCCGCGAGCGAGACCGCAGCAAGGGCCGGGCUCCCCGGCGCGAACGCUCUGCCAUCCCAGAAGAAGAAGAGGAUACCAAGAAGGACGAAAAGGCUAUGCAUUCCGGUAGCGAAGAAGGAGAGAUCGAAGAAGAAGAGUGA